AUGCGAAUUCGGUAUCCUUUUGCAGGCGCCUUCGUCUUCCUGCUCAUUCUAUCUGCCUACAUAGGUCUCCUACCGCACAGCGAAUCGCCCUCCGUUCCUCCCAAUCUUCAACCAAAUGACAAGCUCCUCCACGUCGUCACUUUCUUCCUGCUCUCUCUCAUCUUCUACUGGAUCCCCGACACGUCCCGCCGACGUACCCUCCACCUAACCUUGGUCGUCUGCACUCUCGCCCUCGGAGUCGGAUCCGAGAUUCUCCAGGGCAUCCUCCCCAACGGCCGAUCUUUUGACCCAUUUGACCUGCUAGCCAACAUUGUUGGAAGUCUCGGCGCAGUCGGGCUAUGCAGCUGGUACCACCGGCGGAUGCUGGAGCGGCGGCGCAAAUCCCGCUUCGGGUCUCUGGGCGAGGGAGGCGAUGACGAUGUCGAGCUAGGCCACCGUGAAGGAGAGGGGCUAGAGCCGCAGGAAUCCGGCGUGAUCAACCUAGAGCAAGAGGUUGAUAACUGGGAUGAGAAUGCGGUGGAUAAUUGGGAUACGGAGGAUGGCGAUGAUCCCAGUAAUGCUCUGACUGGGGCAACCUCUGGAGACAAGGAUCAUAAGGGUCCCAUAGAAGGAGGGAAGAGGAGCGACUAA
Molecule: messenger RNA, 630 nt
Organism: Aspergillus mulundensis
Lineage: Eukaryota; Fungi; Ascomycota; Eurotiomycetes; Eurotiales; Aspergillaceae
Product: VanZ family protein
Exons: 2
Coding region: 1-630 (209 amino acids)
Source: RefSeq, a predicted model, not a curated record